CUACGACAAGCUCUCUUCACACAUAUAUCUCCCAAAGGACUUACAACGGUAAUACCAGGAAGUCUUCAAAGGCAAAAACACACCUGCUCUUCCAAUACCAUAUCUCUUAUUCUCAUUUAUUGACGGAUGCGCCAAGCUAUCACAUUGUUCGCCUGAGAAUCUCAUACACGGCUAACUAAGCACCAUGACCAAGGUCACAUUCUCAAACGCGGUGCCUGGUGACUCGAAUGAGGAUGCUGUGUCGUUGGACAAAACAGAAUCAAAUCCCGAACAAGCAGUCGCAGUUAGCGAAGACCACCCAAAGUCUAAAUCUGAACCCUUCAUCAGCAUUGAAGACGGCGUUCACACAAUUCAUGGUGUCGACUGUAUUUGGCACAACAUGUAUGCUGAAUCGACAUUCACCACCUUCCGCUGGAUUUCUCCCUAUGAUGACAUUGACUCGAUGUUGAUCAAGGUGGCUCGCAAUGUGGAACAGGGACUGUACUCCAUAAUUAGCAUGAGUGCAUCUAAGCAUUCACUUACAGUAGUUUGCGCUUGUGAGAAGAACUGGGAGGGUUUGCCAGUGGGCUGGUACUGCCGUUAAGUCGUUACCUUGAUGUAAUAAAAAGACUUGGUAUCAGAG
Molecule: messenger RNA, 622 nt
Organism: Trichoderma harzianum CBS 226.95
Lineage: Eukaryota; Fungi; Ascomycota; Sordariomycetes; Hypocreales; Hypocreaceae
Exons: 1
Coding region: 185-583 (132 amino acids)
Source: RefSeq, a predicted model, not a curated record